This is a messenger RNA of Thamnophis sirtalis, 809 nucleotides long. The record is from RefSeq and is a predicted model, not a curated record. Lineage: Eukaryota; Metazoa; Chordata; Lepidosauria; Squamata; Natricidae.
AGGUUCGCCAUCACUGGGCUUAUAUAGUCAACCCGAAAGCCUACAGCUUGGUCCACCCUAUUUUCAUUUCUGCUGUCGUUACAGGUAAAAGUAAAAACUGUAAUUCCGUCUCUGUUGGAGCCUUCCUCGAUGAUGACGACAUGAGUUUGGAAGAAGUCAAAAACAGGCAAAACGCGGCCAGGAAUUACAGCCCCGUCAUAGCCCCCAACGAACUGCCCACCAUCGGUACCUUCGGGAGCUCCAAGUGCGACAUACUCGCCAUCGAACAGACGGGGACCAUCAUGCCAAGGACCAAAACCUCCAUCCGGCCGGCCGAAAAAGGAGACCCCCUCAGUAAAAACGGAUACUGCAGUCCGGCCACUAGCGAGGAUAGGACAGGAAACCACAGGAGGCAUCCCAGCCAGGAGGAAAACUUUCAGUCCCCUGUGGGCAACUUAAUGGAUAAGUUUGAUCAGCUCUCUUGCCAGGAUCCGGCCGUGGCGAGGGAAUGCCCGUCAGGCAAGAAAACGUCAAAAACGUGGAAAUGCCAGGGGGCAGCUGCCAGGAAGAGCAAGGAGGUCAAAAGCAGAAAGGAAGACGGGGACCCCCAAGAGGCACUGAGACCCUCGGCGGAAACCGAGGUCAGGUCCGGGGAGAGAAAGCCGCCGGGCGCUUUGGAAUCGCAACCCGAGACAUCCGUUCCUGGUUUGCUAAAGACGCCUUCCUCAAACGGGAAAACCAAGCAGAUGUUCCUUUUAGGGUACGAAAGGGGUUUGGGUGCACAGAAAGGGGGUUUCUUCGUGGACUCCACAGAAGGAAAUGUAUUUUAA